This is a messenger RNA of Anthostomella pinea, 576 nucleotides long. The record is from the annotation of a GenBank genome assembly. NCBI's taxonomy places the organism in Eukaryota, Fungi, Ascomycota, Sordariomycetes, Xylariales, Xylariaceae.
AUGCCAAACCCAGAAUUCGGCCUGGCAUCCGACUCCACACACGACUUGAUCUGGAUUUACUACAUGAGCGGUAACGGACUUGUCCAGGUCCACAUGUCCGGACUCGAUGCUACCGGCGACGGAAUAUGGGAACCUGCCAUCUCGCUCAAAGCGUCGAAUGCAGAUGCUGGAGCUGAUAACAACACGUCGCCAUCUCCUUCCACGCCAGCAGCAUCGGAACCCAAGGGCGCAUCAACAGGCGGUGACCUACCCGGUCCAACCAAAGCCGGUAUAAUCGCCGGUAUGAUCGCCGGUUCAAUAGUCGCAUUUUUCGCAUUAACCACAGCCAGCUACGCCCUGGGCCAACAGAUACGCGCAAAGAAGACAUCAGAUGGAUCUGACCACCCGACCGAUGCUCACGAGCUGGGGGACGAGCCGAAGGCUAGACAGGAGAUGCCUGGUGGGAAUUUGAGUCACGAGAUGGAACAGCCGGAUGUCGCUCAUGAAAUGGAUGACCGCCGGGAAGCCGAGUCGGUGGAGGUGUUUGAGAUGCCUGGGGACACGGUGCUGGAGACGAAGGGCUCGGAUUUGGAUUAG